Messenger RNA from Lactuca virosa, 1023 nucleotides. Lineage: Eukaryota; Viridiplantae; Streptophyta; Magnoliopsida; Asterales; Asteraceae. The record is from the annotation of a GenBank genome assembly.
AUGGGUAGCUUCCGGUGGUGGUUUACAGCUGUUUUGGUACUCGCCGUCGGUGUAACGGUGAAUGCCUGCCCGCCGUCAGAUAGGGCAGCUUUGAUGGCCUUCAAAGCUGCUUUACACGAACCUUAUUUGGGCAUUUUCGAGUCGUGGAAGGGCAACGACUGUUGUAGCAAAUGGUACGGCGUUACUUGCGACCCGACUACUAAACGGGUUGCGGAUAUAGCGCUUCGUGGAGAGUCCGAGGAUCCGAUUUUUUCAGAAGGCGAAGCGGACCGGGGUAUUUCCGGUACUAUACCUUCCUGCAUUACCACUUUGCCGUUCCUCCGUCACCUAGAUCUCGUCGGAAACCAAAUCUCCGGUGAAAUCCCUUCCGAUAUCGGCAAACUCAGCCUUCUGACGGUUUUAAACCUGGCGGAUAACAAAAUCACUGGAAGGAUCCCGAGGUCGAUUGCAAAUCUAUCUUCGUUGAUGCAUUUGGAUCUACGAAACAACUUGAUCUCAGGAACUAUACCGAUCAACAUCGGUAAGCUGAGGAUGCUCAGUCGUGCUUUGCUUAGCAACAACCAGAUCUCCGGACAGAUUCCGAACACCAUUUCCUACAUCUAUCGUCUCUCAGAUCUCGAUCUCUCGUUAAACCGGAUCUCCGGACCGAUUCCUGAAGCGCUUGGAAAAAUGAAGGUGCUGGCGACGUUGAAUCUCGAUGGAAACAUGAUUUCCGGUAAAUUACCAACGUCAUUGAUGAACUCCGGCAUUAGCAUUCUGAACCUUAGCAAAAACGGUAUCGAAGGAAGCAUCCCGAACGCAUUCGGACCUAGAUCUUACUUCAUGGUGAUGGAUUUAUCGUAUAACAACCUGAAAGGUCCAAUUCCGGAAUCGAUAGCAUCAGCGUCGUAUGUCGGACAUCUUGAUCUGAGCCAUAACCAUCUGUGUGGGGCGAUUCCGGCGGGUUCGUGGUUCGACCACCUUGAAGCGUCGUCGUUUACUUACAAUGAUUGUCUGUGUGGAAAGCCUCUUAGGGCUUGUUAA